This is a messenger RNA of Marmota monax (woodchuck), 2604 nucleotides long. RefSeq names its product alpha-1,3-mannosyl-glycoprotein 4-beta-N-acetylglucosaminyltransferase C-like. Lineage: Eukaryota; Metazoa; Chordata; Mammalia; Rodentia; Sciuridae. Gene Ontology annotation, biological process: protein N-linked glycosylation. The coding region runs from base 1 to 2604 and encodes 867 amino acids. Gene Ontology annotation, molecular function: acetylglucosaminyltransferase activity. The record is from RefSeq and is a predicted model, not a curated record. The transcript has 5 exons.
AUGAAAAAUUUCCGAAGAAGACUCAUCAUUAUUGCAACAGCGGUAGUUUUCUCAAUCUUCUGUUUCAUUAAUGAAAACCCCUUUGAUACUACAAGUUUCCUGUCUUUGGAGGAAAAGAAGCUGGUAAGUUGGCAGAGAAUCCGGAUGCAGAUCACAUCUGGUGGAACAAAAUACCUCAAAGCCUUCAAAGAUAUGCAGAAAAAUUCAGAACCACUAAAAAAUGUGAAAUCCCACAUCUUGAUUGGAGCCCUUCCCAUGGAAAAAAAACUGCUGACCAUAGGAAUUUCCUCAGUGCAGCGUCCCCAAGGGAGCUACCUCUUGGACACCCUGCAUUCUCUCUUCUUUGCUUCUUCCUUGUAUGAGCAGAAAUACUUCAUUGUUGUGGUACACCUGGGAGAUCCUGACUCCAAAUGGCUUGAUAAAAUGACCUCCAGCAUCUCCAUCCUCUUUAAACAACAUAUCCAGGCCAGGCAGCUAGUAGUGAUCAAUACUCCUCGUGAAAGCUAUAAUCCUUUGAAGAACCUUAAGAAAACCUUUAAUGACACCUCCGCCUAUGUAGCUUUUCGCUCCAAGCAGAACAUGGAUUAUGCCUUCCUCAUGAACUUUGCUACCAACCACUCUGAUUACUUCCUGAUGCUUGAAGAUGAUGUAAAAUGUGCCCCAGAAUUUGUCACCCAGAUUGUCACCACACUCUCUGCCUGGGAAAGGAAAUUUUGGGUGAUUCUGGAGUUCUCUCAGCUGGGCUUCAUUGGAAAACUCUUUCACAUGAAAGACCUCCCUUAUUUUGUUCGUUUCCUUCUCCUCUUUUACCAAGAAAGGUCCUGUGACUACCUUUUGUCCCAUUUUCGUGACCUUCGCAUGCAGCAAAAACCAAUCCGAUUUUCCCCCUCCCUUUUUCAGCAUGUGGGCAGUUACUCAUCCUUUGAUGGCAAAUUCAAUAUCCUCAAAGAUAAAGAAUUUGAGGACGAUGACAUUGGCCUUCCCAGUAACCCUGCUGCCACCAUUUAUACCAACCUUAAUGUCAUCAAUAACUCUCUCCUCAUGAAUGCCUACAGCUUUGAUAAAAAUUUCUUUUAUAGCCAAGAGGUUAAGGCUGGCAGCCAUGUGACUGUGAUUUUGGACAGGCCUGCUACAGUGUACCGAGUUCAAGUGCUGACUGGCUCUAAAGUAAAGAGGAGGAAUCAGCUAAAAGAAGGGCAAGUAGAACUGGGCUAUGAUUCUACCAAUCUGAUCCAUGACUGCGAUGACUAUAUUCUUCUGGGGAUGCUAGAAAAUGGCAUCUUGAAUAAGCAAGUAUUAUCCAAAGAUUCUGGGAAGAAGAAGGAGAAGAAAGAAAUCCUUCAGCAGACAGUUCAGGAACAAAUCAACUCUGAAAUCAGUAACCAUCUGGAAGUCUUCAGGGAGAUGCAGAAAAACUCCCCUCUACUCCAGUGUGCCAACUACACACUCCUAGCUGGAGCCCUUCCCCAGGAAAAGAAGCUGCUGACAUUGGGCAUUUCCUCAGUGCAACGCCCCCAAGGGAGCUACCUCCUGGACACCCUGCAGUCCCUGUUCCAAGUUUCCUCAGAAGCUGAGCUGAAGUCUAUAGUGGUGCUGGUGCAUCUGUCAGACCCUGACCCUGAGUGGCUCAGCCAAACAGUGGCCAAUAUUUCAGACCUCUUCAACCUACACAUUGAAGCCAGAAAGCUGCUUGUGGUCCAUGGGCUUCUGGAUAACUCCCCGCUGAAGAACAUAAACCAAUACUCCUCCUGUGAAGAACUUUAUUUCAGGCAGAAAGUGGAUUAUGCCCUGCUCAUGAACUUUGCAAGCAACCUCUCUGAUUACUUCCUGUUGAUGGAUGAUCAUGUUCAGUACACUUUCUAUUUUGUCUCUGCCAUCUACUGGGCAUUAUCAGCCUGGAAAGAAUUCCCCUGGGUGAUCCUGGAAUUAUCCAGCCUGAGAUUCUCUGGGAAAGUGUUCCACUCCAGGGACCUCUCCCACCUGGCCUCUUUCUUCCUCCUCUUCCCCAAGAACACUUCUGCUCCCAUGCUUCUCUCUAGAUUUCAUCUUCUCUUGGCACAAAAUGUUCCAAUUCAUCUCAGUCCCUCCAUGUUCCACCACAUGGGCAAUUAUUCUGAACUGGAGGACACAUGCUUUCCUGUGGAGAAGGACAAGGUCUCUGGGGAGCCAGACAAUCCCACGGCUAUUGUAGUCACUGACAUGAUGUCCAUACUGAACAUUGUUCCACUAUACGCUUAUGUUCUGAACGAGGAGCCCUACACUACCUUGGAUCCUGAAAAAGGCAACCACCUCACAGUGAUUCUGGAUAGACCACAAAAAAUCAUCCGAAUAGUGGUGCUGACAGGCAUUGAGGAAAACGGGAUGUAUCAACUGCAAAAGGGCAGAGUACUACUGGGCUAUGACAUCAUGGAACAUUCCAAACGCUGUGUUCGCUAUUUCCUGCUAGGGCCACUGGUACGAGGAAAUUUAGACCAGAGGGUAUUUUAUGACGAAGAUUCUAUGGAGAAGCUGAGUUGUAUACGACUGGAGGUGUCAGAGUCUCAGCAGUGGCUAGUGAUCAGGCAGAUCAAAGUCUGGACAGACCCUGAGGACGAGGAGAGUUAG